Nezara viridula (southern green stink bug) is the source of this 2329-nucleotide messenger RNA. Lineage: Eukaryota; Metazoa; Arthropoda; Insecta; Hemiptera; Pentatomidae. The record is from the annotation of a GenBank genome assembly.
CCCAAUCGCCGGCCAUGACAGUGAACGUAAAUAGUCGGGUUUUAUCUGGAUGACAUUGUUUUCUUUCCUUCAUCUGUUGAUUUCGCCGAUCAUUCAGACUCCUGAAACCCGGCUAUCUACGAUCUAAAUCAUUUUUAGUUCAUUUGUUUUCUGUAUGGUAUCGUAGUUACAAUUUAUUUUCAAAGCUGUCAUGUUAUUUUAAAAACAAUCAAGAUGGAUUUUAGAUUGCUUUGAGUACAAUUAUAUUCUUUUGGUAAUUCUCUUGUCAAAUCAGUAUGUUCCCAUUAUUUAAAAAAAAUGUCAUUAGUAAGUUUAUGUUAUCUAAAUUUUCUGGCUUAUUCCCAAGGAACAUAACAACAAUGUCAUCUUCGGGUGAAUUGUGUUUUCCCAAAACCCUGGAAGAAUUUGGAUACCGCUUCAAUGAUUGUGGAAAGCUGAGGAAAAUUGAUCAAAAAACAGGUGAAUCGACUGAUGCACCCUUUGAAUUCAAUAUUUCUUCAGAUCCGAGCUAUAACCAGAAGCAUUAUGAAGCCCUCGGAGAGAUAAUUACUGAAGAAGUUUACACUAUGUUGAGGGAUUUGGGCCUCAAACAGCUUCCGGUACCUCCAGGGAACGACAACAGUUCAUUUAUUUUUGCUUCUGAAGAUGCACAUUUAGUACCCAAACUGGCUGUAUUGAUCCAUGGCACUGGGGUGGUGAGGGCUGGACAGUGGGCCAGGAGCUUAAUUAUUAAUGAUUCCUUGGAGACUGGAACUCAGAUACCCUACAUCAGGAAAGCCAUCAACUUAGGCUAUGGAGUAAUCGUUAUGAACACUAAUGAUAACUACAGGCUUAUCGAUGGCAAGAAGUUUCCUAUCGAGGGUAGUAGUAAUCCAAGUGAACAUGCAAGCACAGUUUGGAAACACUACGUUCUUCCGACGGCUGCAGAAAAAAUUUUACUUAUAGCCCACAGUUUUGGAGGAGUGGUAACAAUGAGUCUUGCAUCAAACUUCGAGGAAGAUUUCUUAAGGAGAGUGAAAGCAAUAGCUCUUACAGACUCAGUUCAUGGUCGGAUACCUCGUGCUGUUUCAUCCCGGUUAGCAGAAUAUUUAUCUGAGGUCGGUCGUAAUUGGGUCACCAGUUCUGAGCCCUUGGACAAAAUGCUACCUGAGCAGCAGGGGGAAAUCCAGUGUGUUUCAGCUGGCACGACAAAGCACGAACUUACUUCAGCUUCUUCCAUAGAGUCCGUUUUCAACUUUGCCGAAUCUCUGUUGGCAAGCGGCCCAUUGGCUACGAACAACAGCAUCUGACCUUCCCGAUACUCCUGUUGUGUUUCUUACAUAAUGUCUAAAGACAGUCUUUUGUUCCAUGUUUAAAGAAAUAUCUCAACUUUUUUACUUACAAUAAAUAAUACAUUUUUUUUUAACUUAUUAAAAUAUUUAAUAAUUUUAAUCUGUAUGAAAUUUAAGUUUUCGAAUAUCGGUUAGGAACUUCCUUUUGUAAGAAACUGGCAGGAGUAUCAAUAAGAGUAAGUUUACUCAAUUCGAAUGUGAUAAAUUAUCAUGUUACCCUUAAAACAGGCUGUACAAUUUUAUUAAUCUAUACUUGGUAUACUAUACUCCUUUCGAUUAUAAAGGCAUUUUAGAUCUCUCAUUUGUUUUUUUUGUUUUUUUGUGUUUUAAUUAAGAAGGCGAUGAUAUUGAUAAAACAUCUCUUGUGUCUUGGAAAGUCUAGAAAUUUAAGAUAACAUUUAUACUUCCAAGCACUGAUUGGAGCUGUUAUAUAUUUCAGAGCUUCUGUUUUUUUUUUUAAUGCAGUGUUAUUUUUAAUGUCUUUUUUAUAUGUAUGGUGUGGGUUUCCUUGUAGUAAAAGUUGUAGAAGGACUAUUGUUUAUAAAGUUUAUCUUUUUAUUUUUGAUAGUUCGUAGUUUUAAAUAAUUUCAUGACUUAUCUUUUAUGUAUCGUAAGAAUUAAGUUCUUGAUCUCUUUAUUUUUUUAAUGCUAAAUGCCUCAUUCAACUAUGAAUCCCUUCACGUGGAGACAAGACCCGUAAUGAAAUUCCGUUCCUAUAACACAGGACUGAUUUUGCCUAAAUUAGUUACUAUAAAAAAACCUAGUAAUUUGUUAUUAAUAAUCAAUAAAUGAUCAUUUUUUUUAUUUAAAUAAUAAUGAUCUCUUUUCUUAUUAUUGGCCUAAGAUUUAAAUUUCGUUAUUUGUCAUAAUUUUAAAAACCAAUGAGAAAGAAAUAAUAGUUUUCUUCAGUUAUCUAUCGUUGAUUUUUUAUUUUUCUAAUUAUAUUUGGCUUUCACACUAAUUUUUAAAUAAAAUAAUUACUUGUUUUGUGAUAUAAU